Entamoeba dispar SAW760 is the source of this 1488-nucleotide messenger RNA. RefSeq lists its product as uncharacterized. The record is from RefSeq and is a predicted model, not a curated record. Lineage: Eukaryota; Evosea; Mastigamoebida; Endamoebidae. Gene Ontology annotation, cellular component: membrane. The transcript has 2 exons. The coding region runs from base 1 to 1488 and encodes 495 amino acids. Gene Ontology annotation, biological process: endoplasmic reticulum to cytosol auxin transport.
AUGUUAAUAAGAGAAAUCAUCAAAUGUGCAUGUUUUGCAGUAAUCAAAAUUAUGUGCAUCACAUUGAUGGGAUUUGCAGCUUCAAAAUUCUCUGGAUUUAACACACAAGUGAGAUCAAUUUUUUCUAAAGUAAUAUUUACUUAUUUUAUGCCAUGUGUUGUUCUUUAUCAAGUAGCUACAGCAAUAGACACGAUCUCUGAGCUUAAAGAGUUAUGGAUUCUUCCAGUCGCGAGUAUUAUUCAUACAUCUCUUCAAUUUUUUCCUAUUUUGGUAGUUUCAUAUAUAAUUAGAAUACCAAAAGAAGACCGUAGUCUUUAUUCUUUUGUUCUUGGUUUUGCUAAUGUAAUGUACAUUCCAAUGGCUGUUAUUGAAGCAUUAACUGGAGAGACAGAUGAAUUAGGGGAAAACGCUAAGAGUAAAGCAAAUCAAUAUAUAUGUGCAUAUCAAAUAUCUUUUAUGGUGACGUUUUUCAUUAUUGGAUAUGACUAUUUUAAUCUUACUACAAGAGAACGGGAAAAUAAAGGAAAAACUGAUUCUCAAAUAAAAGAACCUGAAGAAUUGGCUAUAGAAAUGGAGGAAACCCAGCCAGUAGAGAAAAAAGAGGAAGCUUGUAAAGAAAUUGAAUUCAAACAACCAACGAAAUCAGAAGAAAUUAUAAAAGAUAUUGAAACCCCAAAAACUUCUAAAGGAGAGGACACAAACAUACAUAAAGAAGAUGAAACUUUAACUAAAGAAGAGAAUACAAAUAUACCAAAAGAAGAAAGUAUUAAGAUAGAUAAAACUUUAUCUAAAGAAGAAGAUAUUAAGACAGAUAAAACCGUAUCUAAUAAUAAAAAAGAUAUAUCUGGGGAAUCACUUAAAAUAAACAAGAUGAAAAUAGAAAUAGAUAAGUUCAAAAAGAAAUUAUAUAACAUUAAAACAAAAUUGUGUUAUCCUUUUGUUUAUGUAUGGAAUAAGUUCCCUUCAAUUGUUAGGUCUUCAAUUAAAAACUUCUUUUCUCCACCUACUAUUUGUACUAUAAUUGGGGUUAUUUUAAUGUUACUUAAAUGGGUAAGAGAUCCUUUGUUUAUAAGAACUGAUUGGAGUAUCAUUGGAAGAUGUAUUAAUUACAUGGGAAGUGCUGCUGUAUUCUGUGCCUUGUUUCUUUUAGGUGGAAGUUUUGAGAAGGGACCUUUUGGUAGUUCUAUUCCAUUUUGGAAGAUUGUAGUUGGUGUUUUUGUAAGAAUGGUACUUUUUCCAGCUGUUUCAUGGAUUUGUACAUUCUUUAUGUGGAAGCAUGAUAUUCUUCCUUCAAGUAAAGUAUUUUAUUUUGUUCUACAAAUGGAGUCAUUUGCUCCACCUGCUAUUAAUGGGUUAAUUGUUGUUAAUGUAUGUUAUCCAAAAGGAGUUAAAUCAUGUUCAGCUAUUCUGUUUUGGUGUUAUAUGUUCGCUAUAUUAAACAUCAUUUUUGGUGUUGUUUUAUCAAUGAAAUCUUUAGAAUGGAAAUAA